AUGGCAACCCUGUCCAAGCUAGAACUCAUCGACCUAGAUGACAAUUUUGGUGCUCUUCAUGACCUCAAUAUGUUGACUUUCGCUCAUGUAAUUCGACUUCAAACUGUCGUUUGCGAUUACAUUUCCGAAAUCGCUGGUAUGUUGUUCACCGCAUUGAUCUUGACUCUGUGUGCCAUUUCCUGCAUCUCAUGUUAUAUUUCGUUCGUGGCUCGAAAAUAUACCUCGAAGAAGGUGAAGCCAAACACGAUGGGCUAUGUGAAAAAGAUCCCGCCGAUUGGUGAUGAUGGGAAAAACGCGUUUUACGCUGUUAAGCCACAGUAA
Molecule: messenger RNA, 321 nt
Organism: Bursaphelenchus okinawaensis
Lineage: Eukaryota; Metazoa; Nematoda; Chromadorea; Rhabditida; Aphelenchoididae
Source: the annotation of a GenBank genome assembly